UGAAUAAUAUUGGCAAUCAGCUGUUUUGGCAAGUUUUAGCUUGAUGUUGGCAGAAUAACCAGUUAUAGCUGAAUAAAGUAGUUCUAUUUUAUUUAUUCAAUUGUAUUUAUUUAAUUUAUUUUAUAGUCAGUAAAAAUUUCUCAAAAUGAAUAACUCUUCAUGACAGUUGCUCUAUACAAAACAUCCACUCCCUGCAAGUUCAAUAUAUGUGCUCAAACAAAACAUAUGUUACAGAGCGUACAAUGUGCAGAAUGGAGUGGUUACCCCUAGAGAUGGUGCGGUUGAUUGCUGAGAAUUUGACAGCCAAGGAUUUAUCAGCGUGCAUUGCCGUCAGUGUCAGCUGGAGAAACAUCUUCAACCAGGACAGUCUGUGGAAGCCACACUGUAACAUAAGUAUUGCUGAUUAUCUGGAGACUGCGGAGUGUCAAGUGCAGCCAGGAUUCGUAUCCCCAGUCAUGGAGAACAAAACGUUAAGUCCAAUCUGUCACUGGAGAAUGUGCUUCAUGCGUGAGAACCACCUGUUCAAGAACUGGAGAGAGAUUAGAUACGUAGUAAAUAAAGUAGAUAUUAAGUGCUCUUCCACCUUUUUUUAUACGUUUAUUUCUCAUGAUUAUGUCAUAGAGUUUACUAGUACGAGAGCGAUGUUGUGGGAUGUGAGAAACAAUCCUGUUUACUUAAGAGAUCCUUUUUGUUUACCGUUUGACUUUAUCGUGAAUUGGUGUGGGAUGAUCAGUGAUAACAUUUUUUGUGUUGUCCAAGGUCGGUGUGUGCAAGUGUACCACUUCAACACUAUUUUUGAUGAUAAGUGGGAUCUAAAGCAUAUGUUCUUUGUCAACGAAGAUGAGAUGCUGUCACGUAGUGACAGUGAGAUGAGCAGACUUUGGUUACUUCUGAGGCACAUGUUGAUUAUAGGAAAUAUUUUAGUGGGUUGUGACGACGAAGAUGGGGAUAGGGGCGUCUUACAUGUCUGGAAUAUUGAAGAGGGAAAGAAAUUAAGAAGAAUCGAUUGUACAAUGAUAUCUGACUCGCACACCAAGAUACACAGAUUAGUCAAAUCUGAAAAGUUGUCAUUAGAUUUUGUAAUAAUUCUUGAAACGGAAUUAAUUCAACAAAUUAGAUACUCUUUAAAAGGGUAUAGUCUAAAAGAGUUAGACUUUUCCAAGUUCAAUGCAAGCCAUGACAUGUCAUUAUACUUGACUGAGGGUAGUUUUGAUUGUGUUUUACAAGACAGAUUCGUUGCCAUCACUUUCUGUGGUUUCAUAUAUGUGUACAAUUAUUUAACAUCACAGUUGGUUGCUACAUCCGCACCAACUCACUCAUUGUCUGCUCAUUAUAAUUUCAAUGUUUUUUCAAUUGGUGAUAGAAUUUUGUUCAGUGAAGACCGAAAGUUAAAUAUGAUUUUCAAUACAAAUACAUUACUAAUUACAUCAUUAAUAGUGAAUAAUGAACCUGAGGAAUGUGUUUUUGUAAAAUCACUAAGCAGCAACCUUUUUAUUACUCGAAAUGGGAUGAAAUUUAGUUUAUGGGAAAUGGGAAGACAUAUAAGGUUUGACAGUGUAACAUGUUUGAACUCUUUAGCACUUUUUCCUAAUUGUUUUUCUUAUUUUGAGGUCAAUAAGUCCUGUACUAAGUUAGCUCUUAAUGAUUUUUCUAAAAACUAUUUCAUAAUUGCUAGUUUUUGGUAAUCCAAAACUUAGACACAGCUUAUUGUGUCACAAAAUGUAGCUUUAUCAUACAAACGAGAAAUCAGUGUACUUUGUUCAAAAUUGUGUUUAGCUACCAAAAAUAGUAGGAAUUAUUUUAUAAUAUUUAGUUAAUAAUUGUGUGAAGCCAAUAAACUGACUUUUCAACAUACAA
This is a messenger RNA of Homalodisca vitripennis (glassy-winged sharpshooter), 1857 nucleotides long. RefSeq lists its product as uncharacterized. Lineage: Eukaryota; Metazoa; Arthropoda; Insecta; Hemiptera; Cicadellidae. Gene Ontology annotation, molecular function: protein binding. The coding region runs from base 207 to 1685 and encodes 492 amino acids. The record is from RefSeq and is a predicted model, not a curated record. The transcript has 2 exons.